This is a messenger RNA of Coccinella septempunctata (seven-spotted ladybird), 3868 nucleotides long. Its product is annotated as tetratricopeptide repeat protein 14 homolog. The transcript has 11 exons. The record is from RefSeq and is a predicted model, not a curated record. Gene Ontology annotation, molecular function: protein binding. NCBI's taxonomy places the organism in Eukaryota, Metazoa, Arthropoda, Insecta, Coleoptera, Coccinellidae. Bases 141 to 3755 code for a protein of 1204 amino acids.
UGCACGACGCGCGCGACCGGAUUAUUGAUUCAUUUUUGUGGUUACUAAAAUUGGAUCUGAAAUUGUGUUCUACUAAAGUGAUAUUUUAUUUGGAUGCCAAUGGAUUCAGGAAUUUGGAGCUAAUACAGUUGAAUUUCAACAUGGACGCCAUGGAUGUUUCUUUACUAACGAGAAGUCUGAACUUUCAUGGCCAACAACUCCAGAAACUUUGGGAAUCCGAACGUGGUGAACAUGACUUACCUAAGAGAAAUGUGAAAGAUUUGAAUUACCAGGUUUAUAGUCAGAGACAAAAGUUUCUUAGCUUUCAAGAUCGUGCAAAACGUCUCAAACUCCAACAGUUUAUUGUGAAGAAUGCAGAGUCAUUGUUCGCCAGUGAUAACGAUGUUGUAUAUGGAAAGCCCUGCUCAAAAGAUGAGAUUGUUUCCGAAGAGACUUAUGCAGUUAUGCCACCUCUGGAACUUUACAUAAAUGUGGACAAACAGAAACGUUUAGAAUAUUUCUUUGAGAAUGUAAAAAUUGGUGAUUUGAUUUUGGGCACCAUUGUAAGCAAAACUCAGGCUGGAAUGAUGUUGAAGGUCUUAUGUACGACAGGAGUGAAUGCGGCAGUCCGAUAUGUGGCUGAUAUCAAUGUUAAAGCCUUCUGUCCUGUGGCUAAUGUAAUACCAGCCGUUGACAAAAAAGGUGUGGCUAGAACUUACAUGAUGAAUGAUUCGGUGUGCUGCGAAGUUCUCGAGGUAAUCCCCGAUUCUGACAAAAUGGUCUGCGGGAUGAAAGGAACCACCAGAGGUCCGAACGAUCCCGAGCAUCAUCCCGCAUUGGGACUCAUCAACGCCGACGAUUUUCCCGUCAUCUACAAAAAAGCCCAGGAAAACAAGAAUGAGCCAUUUAACAGUGUUAUGGAAAAGUCGAUCGGAUUCAACAACCCUAACAAUAUCUCCUAUUUGGCUGAUCAAAUGAACAUUAAUCAACACAUAUCUUUCAUGAAAGGAUUGAGGGGUAAAUUUCCGGAAAACGAAUACUCCAACGAACUCCGUCAGAUACAGGCCAGCAAGUGGGCGUAUAAAAACGUAGCCGACGGCAUAGAUCAUUUCAAGGCCGGCAAACACAUCGAAGCCUUCCAAUGCCUGAACAAGGCGUUGAGCAUAGACCCCAAAAACGUGGAAGGAUUGGUGGCCAGAGGGGCCCUUUACGCCAACAGCGGUAAUUUUCAGAAGGCGAUCGAAGAUUUCGAAUCGGCCCUAAAACUGAAUUCGAGCCACGCCAACGCCAGGAAAUACAUGGGCGAAACUCUGGUGGCUCUGGGAAGGAGCUACGAAGAGGACAACAAGAUCGAAGAGGCCAAAAAGGCCUAUCAGAGCUGUCUGAGCCUGAUACCGUUCCACGAAGAAGCCAAGAACUCGCUCGAGUUCUUGCGGACCAAGAAUCAGACGAAAAACCUAAUCGAACCGACCGAUCUGCUCUUGCCCAACCUGUCGGUGGCCGCGAAAACCUCCGACGUGAACGACGCCCUGAAACAGCUGUUGAACAAAGAGGAAGAAGAGAAGAAAGAUAAGAAAAAGAAGAAGAAGAACAAGAAACGCAAGAGCAGACGUCGAUCAAGUUCCAGCUCCAGUUCGAGUUCGUCCGGCAGCGACAGUUCGAGCAGCGACUCGUCGAGCAGCAGCGACUCGAGCUCGAGUUCCGGCGAUUCCGACUUCAAGAAACGUAAGAAGCGCCAUUCCAGGUCGCGCAGGAAGAAGGAGAACUCCCUGAGUCCCCUCAGCAAGAGGAUGGCGAUGAUGGAUCAGAGCAACGACACCCCGACCAAUUACAAUUUCAACAAACCGGCCACCUCUUUCGAUUUCUCGUUCGAACAGCCGCAGACGAGCGUCAAGCCCGACGAGAUGGAUUACGAGGCCAAAGUGCGAGCUUUCAUUAAAGAAACGAAAGGGGAUUCCGAUUACGAAGAGAAGGUAAGGAAAUUUUUGCAGGAGAGCUCGAAAUGGAAGAAGGAAAAGGAGGACGAGGAGAAAAAGAAGAAGAAGAAAAAGGAUAAAAAGAAGAAAGAUUCGAAAAAGAAAAAGAAGGAUAAGAAGUCGAAACGUAAGGGUUUCGACAUUUCCGAUCUGGACGAUCACAAAAAACUCCGAGACGCCAUCAAGAAGGAACUGAGCAGGGAGAAGAGGGCGAAAAAACACGCCGUCUUGGACGACGACGAUUAUUUCUUGCAAAAGUCCGGAUACUCUAAAAAGUUCAUUGAAAGUUUGCCCGAUCUAGAAGAAUUAGAGACCAAAUUGCAUGCUUAUUAUGCGUUGGAAAAAGAAUCUAAGGGACGCGAAGCCAGCGAAAGUCCGAAACGUUCGCUUAUGGAUUCACCCUCUCCGUCUAGAGAACAAAAAGCGAGACAGGCUGUGGCGGAAGCGGCUGCCUCGGCCGGCUCGAAAUGGAAGAUGCAAAUAGGACCAGGAGUUCCAGCUUCCGCAAGAUUCAAGAAGAAAGCGGAAAGGGAAGAAUGGAUAGACGAACAACAAGUGCAGGAUCUGAAACGUAAAGGACCGUCCGCGGAAUACGACGACGUGGUCCCGCCCAAGAAGACCGCUCGUUCGUCCGUGGAGAAGAGCGUGAGCGUGAGGAAGGCGAUGGCGAUGAAGGAACCGCCGCCGAUGAAGAAACCGGAAUCGCCCAAGAAGGCGAAGAAGACGCCGUCGCCCGCGCCCAAACCCGUCGUCACAGCCGGUCAGGUGGUGUUGGACAAGUUCGGCAAUUUCAGACUGAUGACGCCGCCCGAGAUGAAGAAGGCGGGAAAUAGUAGGGAUCCUCCGUUACCGCCAGGUGCGCCGCCGCAGCAAAAAGCCGCCCCGUCAGGUCGCAGACCGCCGGAACCACCGGGCCGACCUAGGUCGGACAGUCGGUCGCCGGCUCGCAAGUCUAGAUCGCGCGACAAGUACAGCCGUUCGAGGUCGUCAAGCGAGUCGCGAUCCAGAUCGAGGAGCUAUCGCAGUCGAUCCCGCUCCUAUUACAGCCGGUCGAGAUCGCGAUCGGGCAGUUACUACUCCAGGAGCAGAUCGAGGUCGAGGAGCUACUCGGGCGAGAGACGACACUACAGAAGGGGCGGUUUCAGGGGCCGGUUCAACGAUCGCGGCACCUACUACAAACCCAGGUUCCAAAAUCCGAGGAUCCGCGGCGGAAGAGGCGGUUAUUAUAACAGGGAUAACAGAGGUCGAGGUCGUCCCUACGGCAAUAAUAACAGUUAUUACAAUAACAGGGGCAUGAGGCGUCCGCCGCGCGGCAGGUACCCCCCGAGGGGCGGUUACAGGGAUUACAGAGACAGGCGACACGACAGGAGCCGUUCGAGGGACCGCAGCAGGUCGUACAGCAGGACGCCCGACUCCGAUUCCGGCAACGACGCGAUGAAGAAGGUCAACACCGAAAAGGACAAGAUCAACAAGUAUCUGAACAACGACGGGAACAACGUCAAGCACGAGGGUCCUUUGUCGGAAGGCGAGGAUAGGGACGAUUACACCGCGACUACCAGUGCCCCCGGUACUAGUGAUAAAUUGAUCGAUAGGGAGGCUUUCGACGGUAAAUGGGCCGAGAAGAAAGAUGCGGGAGGAGGAGGUGGUGAGGAACAAGAGGGCGGUGGUGGUGAUGGUGGUAGUAAUAUUCCAUCGGAAACGAACAUUGAGGAAAUGGAUAAGUUUUUGAGCAAAGUUAAAAAGGAUAAAAAGGAAGAAAUGUUGGAGAGAAAUAAGGAUUUAUUGAAGAAUAAAACUUGAAGUUGAUAUUAGCACUUUUCGCUCUAAGUUUUCUUUUGUUGACUGAUUGGUAUAACUGAUUAGUUUAUAUGUAUGUACAAUUUCCAAAAAUAAAUUUAAAUGUUUGAGAUCUA